Dromiciops gliroides (monito del monte) is the source of this 3626-nucleotide messenger RNA. Its product is annotated as zinc finger protein 420-like. Gene Ontology annotation, biological process: regulation of transcription by RNA polymerase II. NCBI's taxonomy places the organism in Eukaryota, Metazoa, Chordata, Mammalia, Microbiotheria, Microbiotheriidae. The record is from RefSeq and is a predicted model, not a curated record. The coding region runs from base 641 to 1837 and encodes 398 amino acids. Gene Ontology annotation, molecular function: RNA polymerase II cis-regulatory region sequence-specific DNA binding; DNA-binding transcription factor activity, RNA polymerase II-specific. The transcript has 8 exons.
UCUCCUGGGAAAGGUAGUUUGAACGGCGUGGGCAGCUUGCGCAAGCGCAGAGCCGUGCCGAGCCGACCCCCCCCCCCCAACCCCUUGGGUUCCGAGAACCGGGCAGGGGGAAGAGCCGCCUUCCUGAGGCUCCCGGCCACGCGGCGGGGAAUGACCCGCGGCACACGCAGCUCCAGGCUUUCCUGGCCUUGAGGCGGCCCGGAGCAACAUGUGCUGAGGGCAGAGUCCCGAGGACGGAGCCUCUGGGGGAAGGCUUUGGGGUUAACAGGAUCCAGCUGUCUUCCUCAGAGAGAAGAAAAACAAGACAGAAGGAAGAGCUCCCUCAGUGUGAGGACUGGGAGGGGAGAUCUCUCUGCCUUCCCUGGACCUGAGAUCUCUCUGCCUUCUGGGAGCCAGGUCUGCAUGUGCAGGUGCCAGGUCAGCUUGCAGACAAUUAAAAGCUAUUCCAAGGAGAGAGCCUGGAGCCAGAGAGAAUGAUCCCGGGGACCCAGAGACCCCCAUCCCAGGAGUUGGUGACAUUCAAGGAUGUGGCUGUGGAUUUCACCCCAGAGGAGUGGGGCCUCUUGGACCAUUCUCAGAAAGAGCUGCACAAGGAGGUCAUGCUGGAGAAUGCCCAGAACCUGCUCUCUGUGGCAAAGACAUGGAAGAAGAGGAAAGGAAUUCUGGGCUCCCAGUAGCCCGGUCCCAGGAGUUGGUGACAUUCAAGGAUGUGGCUGUGGAUUUCACCCCAGAGGAGUGGGGUCUCUUGGACCAUUCUCAGAAAGAGCUGCACAAGGAGGUCAUGCUGGAGAAUGCCCAGAACCUGCUCUCUGUGGUCCAGAUGUUUGAAAAGGAAGAGAAUGGAAUAAGCAUUCAUAAUGGAAUAAGCAGUCUUGCUGCACAUCAGAGAAUCCACACUAGAGAGAAACCUUAUGAAUGUAAUCAGUGUGGAAAGGCUUUCACAUGGAAAGCCAGUCUUCCUGCACAUCAGAAAAUCCACACUGGAGAGAAAACUUAUGUAUGUAAUCAGUGUGGAAAGGCUUUCACACAGAAUUCCAGUCUUGCUGCCCAUCAGAGAAUCCACACUGGAGAGAAACCUUAUGCAUGUAAUCAGUGUGGAAAGACAUUCACAUUGAGUUCCAAUCUUGCUAAGCAUAGGAGAAUCCACACUGGAGAGAAACUAUAUGAAUGUAAUCAGUGUGGAAAAACUUUCACACAGAGCUCCCAUCUUGCUGCACAUCAGACCAUCCACACUGGAGAGAAAACCUAUGUAUGUAAUCAGUGUGGAAAGGCUUUCACAAGGAGCUCCAGUCUUGCUGCACAUCAGAGAAUCCACACUGGAGAGAAACCUUAUGGAUGUAAUCAUUGUGGAAAGACUUUCACAGACAGUUCCAAUCUUGCUGCACAUCAGAGAAUCCACACUGGAGAGAAAUCUUUUGUAUGUAAUCAGUGUGGAAAGGCUUUCACACAGAGUUCCAGUCUUGCUGCACAUCAGAGAAUCCACACUGGAGAGAAACCUUAUGUAUGUAAUCAGUGUGGAAAGACUUUCACAGUGAGUUCUAAUCUUGCUAAGCAUAGGAGAAUCCACACUGGAGAGAAUCCUUAUGGUUGUAAUCAGUGUGGAAAGGCUUUCACAUCAAGUUCUACUCUUGCUGCACAUGAGAGAAUCCACACCGGUGAGAAACCUUAUGAAUGUAAUCAGUGUGGAAAGGCUUUCACAUCGAGAUCUACUCUUGCUACACAUCAGAGAAUCCACACUGGAGAGAAACCUUAUGUAUGCAAUAAGUGUGGAAAGACUUUCACAGUGAGUUCUAAUCUUGCUAAGCAUAGGAGAAUCCACACUGGAGAGAAUCCUUAAGAAUGUAAUCAGUGUGGAAAGGCUUUCACACAGAGCUCUAAUCUUGCUGCACAUCAGAGAAUCCACACUGCAAAGAAACAUUAGGAGUAUAAUCAAUGUGCUAAGACCUUCAGGCCAGAAUCUUCUCUUAUUCUCAUCUGAGAAUUCAUAUUACAUAGAAAUCUUAUCCCUGUGACAAAUGAGGAAAUGCCAGCAGUUGUUGUUUAGAGCUUGUUCAAAAUUAGAGAAUUCAUUUUGAUGAGCAGCUGUAUAUGAACUUAGUGUGGGAAGGAUUUCAGGCAGACAUCAUGUCUUUAUCUCAGAGGAUUCACUGUGGAGAAAAGACUCAGCUAAUGUGCUCAGGGGCAUUUGUCUGGAAGAGGGUGAUGAGUAGACAACAUUGAUCCUGGAAUGUAGGGGUCUAAAAGCAGUGUUUGUGGAAGGAGCUUCACCUGGAGCUCAUACUUGACUGUACUUUGGGACAAUCAUGCUGGAGAUAAAACUUAGGGAUCUGCUUAACAAGGGAAGCCCUCCUGUUCCAGCACAGACUUUGUUGGAUCUCCCAACAAGAGACCUCAUGAAACAUCCCAAAUUUCAUCCUGUUUAUAGUAAUGAAUUUUCUGAACUCCUACUGUUUGUCAUUCCUCCUCAAUAUUUUAUAGUAUUCAUCUGCUCAUCAUUUCUUCAGCCAUUCCCCAGUUAAUCAGUAAUCACUUUGUUUCUUGCUUCUUGCUGCUACAAAAAUGCCUGGUAAGAGAGUGGGAUGAUAGAGGGGUCCAUCUGCUGGAGAAGACAGGCUGGAAUGGGGUCAGGAAACUGACUUAGUGUUGUGAGAAUAUUAUUACCAGGGCGCCCCCCACCCUGCUGAGAGAGCAAGGGUUGACCUUUCUAAGGCUAGUCCAGUGUCCCAGAAGUUACCUCACCAAACCUUGUUCCAGCCAGAGCAUCUGAACUCUGACCUAGGUAUGUUCUGUUCAUGGACCCCUUCAAAUCACAUAAAUGGACUUGAAUGCUACCAGCCAAUUAGCUUGGAGCAGUGUGUGGGGAUCAACUCUUCUUGACCCCCAGGGAGCUUCUGAUUAGAGAGACACAGGAUCUUUCUGUUGGUAGCCUAUGUCUGCUAGGUGGAAGCAGCUUUCUCUCUCUCUCUCUCUCUCUCUCUCUCUCUCUCUCUCUCUCUCCCCCAUAGAGCUCUAAGGUAGGUUUGUUUAUUCUUUCAGAGACAUGUGUUCUCUCUUUGCUAAUCUCUAAUAUACUUUAAUAAAUGCUUAAUGCCUAGCUAUUGCUGAAGCUUCUAAUUUAUAAGUAAAUCCCAGAUAGCUUUCCCCACACUGGGGGACAGAUAAGGUGACCACACAUUUAGGUUUACCCAUCACAGUUUGGCUGAUCGUGAAGGGGGUGCUGAACCCCUCAGUCUUAUCUUCGCUGCAAAAAAUGUGGGUGAGAAAUUUUACAUUUCUCCUAUAUGCCUGUCCCUUUAAAUUUCAUAGUGCCCGCUAAAUACCUGCUUUUUUCCCUUUAAAUUUUCAAAUGGGUUUCUUUAACCACCUAAGGAGCCCUUUUCUAACUUUAGCCUGGUUAAGCAGACAAGCAGGGGAAAAGAUCAUGUUAAUACUUGGUCAGUUUGAAUUUAAUAAAUAUUUUUUUAUUUCUAUUCUUAUUUUUGCCUGGCUUUGUGUUGUGGUAAGGAAAGUUUGAAAGUCAAGAAGAGCAUUAGAAAAAGCACACCCAGUGAAAUUCCCCAGGAAUCUCCAUUAGGAAAGCUAACUCAUGGAUUGGGAUGAGGGGAAACACAGUGAAAUCUAACUUG